Salvia hispanica is the source of this 479-nucleotide messenger RNA. The record is from RefSeq and is a predicted model, not a curated record. Lineage: Eukaryota; Viridiplantae; Streptophyta; Magnoliopsida; Lamiales; Lamiaceae.
AUGGCUCUCGACGCUCUGACCACCGCCGCGGCACCGCCGAUCAGCUUCGACGACGACGUCUCCGACUGGCCGAAAUCCAAGCGCCGCGAACAAUCCCAAGACGAAUAUCUCGCCUUCUGCCUCGUCAUGCUCGCCCACGGCGGCGCCGCUCCCUCAUCGUACAAGUGUAGUGUGUGCGGCAGGGCUUUCCCUUCGUACCAAGCGCUGGGCGGCCACAAGGCCAGCCACCGGGCCAAGGCUCCGGCCGAGGAAAUCAAUAGCUCCGCGUUGAGCCCUAGCGGGAGGCGGCACGAGUGCUCGGUUUGCCAUAAAAUUUUCCCGUCCGGGCAGGCUCUCGGGGGACACAAGCGGAGGCACUAUGAAGGCGUGAUCGGCGGCAGUGCGGCCAGGAGCCGCGUCCGGGAUCUCGACUUGAACAGUCUGCCGUCGGAUGAAGAAGUACUGUAGAGUGUGCUGCCGCCUUUAUUCCAAUAGAUACU